Molecule: messenger RNA, 1061 nt
Organism: Pogonomyrmex barbatus (red harvester ant)
Lineage: Eukaryota; Metazoa; Arthropoda; Insecta; Hymenoptera; Formicidae
Product: very long chain fatty acid elongase AAEL008004-like
Biological process (GO): fatty acid elongation, saturated fatty acid; sphingolipid biosynthetic process; fatty acid elongation, monounsaturated fatty acid
Cellular component (GO): endoplasmic reticulum membrane
Molecular function (GO): fatty acid elongase activity
Source: RefSeq, a predicted model, not a curated record
CAUAAUUAUUUGUUUGUAGAAUUGGCACAUCCACAAACUCGCGAAUGGCAAAUACUCUCGCCGUAUCUAAUAUUGUCAAUAACUUUUGGAUAUUUAUAUUUUAUUCUUUAUGCUGGUCCUCACUAUAUGAAAAAUCGACCACCGUAUAAAUUGAAAAACUUUAUAUUGCUUUAUGAUUUUAUUCAAAUUGUGAUAAAUGCAUGGUUUGUAAUGGAAUUUAUAUCUGCUGGUGUGUUUACAAAGUACAUUCCAACCUGUUCCAAUUCAAAUUUUGACGCUUCCGAUGCGACUAAAAUACUAAAUAUGAUAUGGGGGAUAAUCCCUCUGAAACUUUUUGAUUAUGUUGAAACCUGUGUAUUUGUGUUGAGAAAGAAACAGAAUCAAGUAUCUAUUUUACAUGUUUACCAUCAUGUAUCCAAUGUAAUAUUUGUGUGGUAUUUUUUGAAGUACACACUUGAUGAAAGAGCGGCAUAUAUCGCAUAUAUUAAUUGUGCCGUGCAUGUAAUCAUGUACAUACAUUAUUUCAUGACUGCAUGGAAUCCAAAACUCCAACGAAUGAUACUUUUCAUUAAACCAUUUAUAACUAGGCUACAAAUGGUACAAUUUGUUGCCAUAAUACUAAUUAUGAUACAAAGUUUUGAUCCAAAAUGCCAUAUGUCAAAACAAAACAAAAAAAUUGCAUUUAUGUUUAUUAUAAAUGUAUUAAUAUUUUUAUAUUUAUUUUAUGAUUUUUAUAAGAAAAAUUACAUUAAGGCAUCUAAACAAAAAAACAAUUAAUGUCAAGAAGUAAUUCUGCGAUUGCGUUCCGAUGAUUUAUUCACUGUAAAAUAUUUGCGUUUUGAUAUAUGCGAUAGAAAGGUUUCAGAAUAUCUUCAUAUCUAAUGUCGAUAACAUAGAUUAUCAUUUUCUAUUUUUGUUAUUGCGUCUUGCAAGGCAAGACUGCGGUAGAAAAAUGGGUAGCGCCUACGAAGGACAUGUGUUUUAAUAGAUACUGCAAAUAAUCACACGAUUAUUUUGAACAAUAAAAAUCUGAUGAUUUCAUUAAGCACUUUGCAAAUUAA